GUCGGUUGGGGGGUUGUUAAAAAAGCGACUUCUGAAAUUAUUAAAUUUGGGAUGCAGCUCCAGGAAAGGCUGUUGGAUUAGUGAACUAUGUUGGUCUAAUCCAUUAUCAUCUCAUUAUCCCUUCACAAAACAUAGUCCUGCAGUAGAAUCGGAGUCACUCAUGUUGGUUGCUGCACUCUGAAAAGGGUGUCCUUCAAAUUUGAAGAAUAAAUCCAAAUCGUACCUUAUUAUUUGAGUGUUUCAGUUACAAAUGUUAAAUUGCUGUCACUGUCAUACACGAGGGAUUUUAGAUGAUGUCAUAACUGGUCUUAAAAUUAAAAGAUUUGCUCACAGCUCAGUGGUACGACUGCUGGAAUGUUCUGGGGACCUGCACGCGAAUCCCACCUUAGCAAAUUCGAGUCAAUAUAAAUCUGGAAUAAAAUAUUGAAUGAUGACCAUGAAUCCAUUGAUGAUUGUUGGAAAAAUCCAUCUGGUUCACUUACAUCCUUUUGGGAGGAAUUCUGCCAUUUUUAUGUGGUCUCACCUACAUGUGACUUCCAAUGUGGUUGACUCCUCACUGCAUUCUGGCAAUUUGGGACGGGUUAAAGUAUGAAUUUCUGAUCAUGGACCAAGCCAAAGAAAAAAGUACCAUGGUGGAUCCUUCAGAAAUCAUUCAGAAACUGCACCUAGCAGGCAAAAGCAGAAUAAUGGAAAAGGAUUCUCACCAAGGAAUGCAAAUACCAGCAGCUGAGCAUGUUCUCAGGAAAAUUUUAGGGGACUUGUCAAAUGAGAAACUGAUGAGACACAAAGGAUCAAUUUUAGAUGAUGCAAGGGAUUUGUUCCUCCAGGCUGAUCCUGCCUGGCUUCUUGACUGCUGCCAGAAUGACAUGUCGGUCAUUGUUCAAAUGUACGUCAAUUUCACAGCUGCCCUGAUACAGUACUCGGGACUGCCCCGAUGUGAGACCGACAGUGGUGAAUUACCUGAUGAUGCAUAUGAACUGAUACCUGAGAGGGCCUGCAAUGUGGCUCAAACCUUGAAAGCUCUCCUCAGUAAACUACAAACAAGGCCAGAGCGUGUGAUGCCUCACCUCACCAUCGUUUCACCAGAGUCUGUUCUGAGAAUCAUUGUGCCACAAAUAGUCAUUUUUUGUGCUACACACUGUGAGGAGAAGCCGUGGACCAAUGCAGCAUCUCGCCUGGCUGCCGACGAGCUGUUGGCAGCUGCAGUGCAGGCGGUGGGGUGCAAGACUGUCACAGAGCUCCUGUGUGGUUCAGAGGAGGAAGGCAGGGGAGCUCUAGGAGCUGUGCUGCAUCUGAUGAAACCACAAAUGAACAAAAACACCUGGAAGUUGACUCCAGCCACAAAACAUGUAUUUUGGUGGCUGCUGCAGAAGGUGAGGAGGCCGUGGCUGGCUGAGCACCUAGACGUAGUGCUGCCACCAUCGCUCCUUUUCUCAGAUGACUACAGGACAGAAAAUAAGAUACUGGGCGUGAGGUGUCUCCAGCACAUCAUUGACAAUGUGCCUGCUGCAGAGCUCCUGCAAUAUAACCGGGCACAGGUAGUAUACCAUGCUCUCUACAGUCAUUUGUACACUCCAGAGGCUUCCCUCAUUCAGAAUGUGCUGUCCUGCUUACUUGACCUCCUUCCACUUAUCGAGAAAUCCCAUGUCAUCCGUGGCCAACAGAGAGCCAAUCACUAUGACAAAGUGUUCUGCCUAAUUCUUACCCACAUGGAGGUUGAAGAUAAGAUCCCUCUGCGUAGAGUGUAUGCCCAAAAUCUGCCCAUUUUCACUGAGAGGCUGGGCAUUAUGGUCGUUCGCCACUUGAAGCGUUUACAAAGAGUGAUUCUUGGAUACCUUGAGGUGUAUGACGGACCAGAGGAAGCAGCCAGGCUUGGUGUUCUCCAAGCAUUCCAGAGUAUGAUUCAACAGGCCUGGCCCAGAAUGUCCAUGAGGCUGGAGGUCUUGCUCAAGUCCUUACUGAAAUUCAUAUAUGAUGUGGCAACUGACCAGGGCCCAACACCACCACAUGUGAAGGAGGAGAUGUUACAAGAUGCCACCCACUGCCUGAUCCUUCUUAAUCGCUGCUGUGAACGUAAAGUGACAAUUCUCCUGGAAGGAGUACGCCAGAGCUGCAAGAAUGCAACAGUACUGGACUGUCUGCAGAGAGUGCAGCAAGAUGUGUAACAAAUCACAGUAACUGUACAAAAUCUUAAUAAACUAAAGCAGAAAACA
Messenger RNA from Stegostoma tigrinum, 2213 nucleotides. It is a transcript of the gene tti2, whose product is annotated as TELO2 interacting protein 2. The transcript is spliced from 8 exons. NCBI's taxonomy places the organism in Eukaryota, Metazoa, Chordata, Chondrichthyes, Orectolobiformes, Stegostomatidae. The coding region runs from base 540 to 2165 and encodes 541 amino acids. The record is from RefSeq and is a predicted model, not a curated record. Gene Ontology annotation, cellular component: nucleoplasm; centrosome; cytosol.